AUGUACCCAUUAGGCCCUCUUCACAUUACAGCUUCAGCGCCUUCUAGUUUACUGGAACAAGACAGGAGCUGCAUCGAAUGGCUGAAUAAGCAGAAACCGAGGUCAGUCAUAUACGUAAGCAUUGGAAGCAUAGCUCACAUGCAAACCAAGGAAGUUUUGGAUAUGGCUUGGGGGUUGUAUGAUAGCAACCAACCUUUCUUAUGGGUCAUCAGACCAGGGUCUAUCCCUGGCUCGGAGUCACUGCUAGAGGAAGUCAGUAAGAUUGUCUCAGAAAAGGGGUACAUAGUGAAAUGGGCACCACAGGUUGAAGUACUUGCACAUCCCGCAGUGGGAGGUUUCUGGAGCCAUUGUGGAUGGAACUCAAUACUUGAGAGCGUUGCUGAAGGAGUGCCAAUGAUUUGCAGGCCUUUUACCGGAGAGCAGAAGUUAAACACAAUCUAUAUAGAAAGUGUUUGGAAGAUAGGGAUUCAGAUUGAAGGUGAAGUGGAAAGAGGAGAUGUGGAGAGAGCUGUGAAGAGGUUACUUGUGGAUGAAGAAGGUGCAUGCAUGAGGGAGAGAGCACUUGUUCUAAAAGAGAAGGUCAAAGCCUCCGUAGGAAGUGGAGGCUCCUCAUGCAACGCAUUAGACGAGCUCGUCAAGUACCUGGAGACUUGCGUGAAAAGAUGUGAUACCUAA
This is a messenger RNA of Microthlaspi erraticum, 675 nucleotides long. NCBI's taxonomy places the organism in Eukaryota, Viridiplantae, Streptophyta, Magnoliopsida, Brassicales, Brassicaceae. The record is from the annotation of a GenBank genome assembly.